AUGAUCUCGCUACUGCUCGCGCCUAUCGUCGAGGUCUACAGGUUCGCCCUCACCCCCAUCGCGCCAUUCACUUGGUUCGGCCUGUCAUUCAGCACCCUCGACGUCGCUGCCGCGGUACGCCUCUGCGUCGCGCUGCGCCAGCUGCGAGAGAAGCACUACCAGGAUCAUGUCCAGAAGGUCUCAGACGCGGACAAGAACUCACACCCGCAGAUCGAGCGCAGGUCUUGGUUGCGCGAUGUCUCCGCGACCCUGAUGGUCGUGUAUGGUGGUGAGGCAGUGACAGCUCCUGCGCUGGGCAUCCCGCCCUCGUUCAUGAUCUCCGGCGCGGUCCCCGCAUUCUACGCCGUAAUUCAGGCCCUAGUGGACAGCAUACCCAGCAUCCUGUAUCCGACGCUCUACACUGAGCUCCCGGUAUCGAUUCUUGACGGCUUCUCGCGUGCAUUUCUCCUCUGCACGUUCAUCCCGCCGAUGGUGCUCCAGCACUCAUGGAAGUCGGUCUCCACAUCACCCUGGAGCCUCCUCCUCACCUCUCUGGCGACCGCGAACGGCGGCUUCUUCUUCAUCAACCUCUUCUCCUUCCUGCACCCGUACGCACUGACGCUCACGACCCCCGCGGAGCUGCUCCCAUACGGGUGGACAACGGCGGACCUCUGGUGCGCGCCGCUCAUCACGGGCCUCUACGCGCUCCUCACGCACGCGCAACCCUUCUGGGCGAACGUGCAUGCCGCCGCCGCCGGCGCGCUCGGCGCCCCCGGCCCGAGCGCCGACCCCGUCGACCCAGAGGUGGCGCGCGCGCUCUGCGCCGCGGUCCUUGCGACGGUGUUCGCGGCGCGCACAUAUCGGACAUAUGGUGUGCCGCCGGCGAAGGUCGGUGUGAAGCUGACGGGGGAGAAGACGAAGGUGCAAUAG
Molecule: messenger RNA, 909 nt
Organism: Sparassis crispa
Lineage: Eukaryota; Fungi; Basidiomycota; Agaricomycetes; Polyporales; Sparassidaceae
Exons: 3
Coding region: 1-909 (302 amino acids)
Source: RefSeq, a predicted model, not a curated record